Phascolarctos cinereus (koala) is the source of this 1730-nucleotide messenger RNA. It is a transcript of the gene GLMP, whose product is annotated as glycosylated lysosomal membrane protein. The record is from RefSeq and is a predicted model, not a curated record. Gene Ontology annotation, cellular component: lysosome. Lineage: Eukaryota; Metazoa; Chordata; Mammalia; Diprotodontia; Phascolarctidae.
UCACAUGACCCGAACUUCGGCCGAGCCCCGAGUCGCGGCAGGGGCUGCGGGGCUGCGGCGGCAUGCUCGGGGAGCGCCCCCGGGCCCGGGGGGUCCCUGCCCGCUGCCACUGUCUGCUCCUCCUCCAGUGCCUGCUGCUGCUCCGAGCCCCCGCCGGCUUGCUCGGGGACCAGACCCGCCGGGUGUCCUUGGAGGUUAUCCCAGAACCCAAGGACCCCUCACAAAACCUGUUGCACAUCCGGGCCGUGGGAGUCAACUCUACAAUUCACUACAUCUGGAGCAGUCUGGGACCCCCAGCCGUGCUCUUUGUGGCCACAGACACCCCUCACAGUGUUCUGAGUAUCAACUGGAGCAGCCUGCUGUCUCCAGAACCUGAAGGGAGCCUGGCUGUGCUUCCUGCUAAGAGUGUUCGAUUUUCCUCAGCCCUCAUAUUCCCCAGGCUGUUUGAGUUUGACAGUACCAACAGUUCAGAAGUAAAGGACGGGUCCCCAGGAAAGCCAUACCCACCCUACCUGCUGGCCAACUUCUCCUGGGAUGAUGUCAAUAGCACACUAGACCCCACUAUGCUGAGUGCCACAUUCCAAGGUCGUCCUUCAAAGGAUCCCUUGGGGGCCUUCAGCAAUGGCAGCCUGGCUUUCAAGGUUCAUGCUUUCUCUGGUUCUGGUCGUGCAGCCCAUCUCCCUCGACUCUUGCAUACAGCAGAUACCUCCCAGCUAGAAAUGGUUCUGUCUGGAGCUGUCCCACAAGGCAACCACUCCCUUUUCGGGCUGGAGGUGGCAAUUCCAGUUUUGGAUUCUGAGUGUCCCCAGCUGAAGGAGCAGGACUCCAUCGAUGAUGAAUAUUGCCCUUCAGUCUUCCAGCUGGCUCAACUACUGUGGCAUUCCUCACCAGAAGGCUUCUUACAGUGGCGGCCAGUAGCCUUCUCACAGAAGCAACCAGAUUGGAAAACAGCCGUACCCUGCCAAGUAUCCCGUCCUGGUCCCACCUUGGCUACCCUACUUCCCCAGUCACGUAUUGUGAUAGCUUUCUUUGGCUCCUCCGUUAACUUCUGCACCUUCAACCUGACAUUUGGAGACUCUACUGGUCCUGCCUAUGAGGACCAGCGCUACCUCAGUUGGUCGGCUCUCUUGGGCAUAGGAAUCCCCCCAGUGGAUUCCUUCUCACCUCUGGUCCUAGGAAUCAUGGUAGCGGUUCUAGGAGCCCCUGCACUUCUGCUGGUAGGAGGUGGCCUGAGCCUUCUGAUACUACGACAUAGGCGCUACUCAGAGUAUGAACCAAUCAGCUGAGGUCCUGACCUCCCCCAGGUGCCUUUCCAGAUCCUCCUGCCAAUACCACACUAGGGUGAAAACAAGGAUACACCUUGGAAUAAGGAAGAGAGGACCUCAUGCCUCCUCUUCCUCUGUUUCUGGCCCUGAUGUUCAUUGUAAUGCCAAUAUCCUUGACUCCUUUCCUUUUUUUUUUUUAACAGAACCUUCAAACCUCAGUUUCUUCAGGUCUCCCCUGGGCAAGGGGACAGCAGGAGAACCAGUUAAUGAUGAAGGGGAUGGGGCAUCUAACUUCUAGCCUAAUAUUGGCCUUCUUGAAUCACUUUUCUCCCCCCACCCCAUUCUUUUCUAGUAUUUGUGUUGGGAGUGUGAGAUUAUACCAGGAUCAAAACAUUGAGAAGCCUAACCCCUGGUCUUUGGGUUUCUAGAAGGGUGAAGAUGAAAUAUAUACUUAUUUUUUCAUCA